Messenger RNA from Paramecium tetraurelia, 357 nucleotides. RefSeq lists its product as uncharacterized. The transcript has 2 exons. Gene Ontology annotation, cellular component: RNA polymerase I complex. Gene Ontology annotation, molecular function: DNA-directed RNA polymerase activity; zinc ion binding; nucleic acid binding. NCBI's taxonomy places the organism in Eukaryota, Ciliophora, Oligohymenophorea, Peniculida, Parameciidae. The record is from RefSeq and is a predicted model, not a curated record. Bases 1 to 357 code for a protein of 118 amino acids. Gene Ontology annotation, biological process: termination of RNA polymerase I transcription; DNA-templated transcription.
AUGAAUCUCGAUAGCGCAGCUGACUUUUGUCCCCAAUGUCAUUUUAUGUUAGAACUUCCAGAAGUCAUGGACAUAAUAGAGUGCAACCGUUGCGGAUACAAAUGUUCCAUCACAGAUUACCAACCUAAAUACAUCAUUUCAACCAUCAAAAUGGAACCUAAAUCAUGGCUAUCCAAUCAACCCCAAGAGUCUAAACUCUCCGAUCAAUCGCAUAGAGCUGUUAUUGAGCAAGUCUGUCCCAAAUGUAGCCAUGAGGAAGCCUACUUCUCAACCGCACAAUUAAGAUCAGCCGAUGAAGGAUCCACUGUAUUCUAUGAAUGCGUCAAAUGCCAGUUCCGUUACCAAUUAAAUAACUGA